Molecule: messenger RNA, 2214 nt
Organism: Caenorhabditis remanei
Lineage: Eukaryota; Metazoa; Nematoda; Chromadorea; Rhabditida; Rhabditidae
Exons: 10
Coding region: 1-2214 (737 amino acids)
Source: RefSeq, a predicted model, not a curated record
AUGGAUCUCUAUCCGAUGAAUUUGUCUGAUGAGGAGAUUGACGUUCUGCAUUCCGAUGAAGAAGAAUUGAUGCAUGCUACAGAAGGCGAUGAACAAUAUAUGCAUGCAGAAAAUGUGUACAUGGAUGAAGAGGGAGCGUACAUCUAUGAGGACGAAAUCCAAUAUCGAUAUGAGGACGAAGAAACAUAUGACAACAAUCCAGACUACAAUUCUCAAGAAAACCCCGAAUUCAUUGAUGAACAUUACCUCAAUACUGACAUCGUCUACGUUGAGCAAAAGAAAGCUGAAGAAAACUAUCAUUUGCUUGAAAAUCCUGACAUUAUUGAGUUACACUCUCAAGAUGAUCGACUUAAAAAGUUCCCUGAGAUGAACAUUCUUCCCGCAUUUCAUCGAUUGAUGAAAUUUGAAAAAAAUGGAAAACCAAUUAGAAAGGAUCCGCCAAAACAUAGAAAGCGUCUGAACGCAAAAGAAUCAACUGUUAAUGCGCUGUUAGUGGCAAAUAAAAUAUAUCCUGGAACAGGAGUGGAAAGACGAGCACCUGAACCAUUUGUUCCCCUCAUCAAUAAAAAAUUAAAAAGCGAUUCUGCACUAUCCAAAAAAUUCAAAGUGAAAAUGACGCCGGCAAUGAAAAAGUUGUAUCGGCCGAAACCCAGAUUGUUUCCGGAACCUCGGGACGCUUACCUCAUUCCAACGGAUGAAAUGACACCACUCCCGGAUCGAUAUUUCCAAAAACGUCUCACGUUAACUGCUGAACAAGUUGGAUUCAAUUCGGACUGUGUCGCGUGUGAAACGUGUAAUUUCGUUUGGAGACAAAAAGCGUUACAUGAAUCACACAAAAGCAAACACGACCCCAAUGAAGAGCCAAAAGACAUCAUGAGCAAGAAUGUAGGUCUGCUUUGCCCAAUGCCUCAUUGUAUGACUCGUUGUGACUCAAUUGCAACUGUUGUCAAACACAUGAAAACAAUUCAUAACAUCCUCGAUAUCGCAUUCGAACGAAUUAUUUUCAAAAACUUCAUCGAAUUCAAGUUGUGGAAAACUGAACUCGAGCGUCUCACCAUGUCCAAGUUUUCUCGGUCCUCCGGAAAGCAGAACGUCUUCAGCAAGUCAACUUACUAUCAAUGUCGACUAUCUGGCAAAAGGAACUGUGGUUCGAUCAACACAAGAAAAAGGGACAGUAAGAAGAUUGGGAGAACUUGCACAGCAUUUUUCCAAAUUCGGGAGAACGAUGAUGGAACUGUCCUUCUCCGUGGUUGCACAAAACAUUCUGGCCACGGACGUGAUAUUCAAGCACUUCCGAUCACUGAAGACAUCAAAAUGGAGAUAGCCCAUAAACUGAUUGAAGGCAUGGACGAAGUGCAAAUAGUGGAGCAAAUGCGUGAAGAAUCUGAUCCAUCGGACCGAAGAUACUACUUGCAAAAUUAUGAAGUUCGAAAUGUAUUCAACAAGAUUGACAGCUAUAAGCUUGAAUUCAAGAGAAGGAUGACAAGUGGAGAAAAAAUUCCAAAUCUUGGGGAGACGUAUAGAAGUCCGGACGACCGUCACGGUGUUCUCUUCCCAGUUAUCAAGGCAAAAUUGGCACGAAGCAAGUAUCCGGUUACUGCCAAUCCGGAAGAAAUUGCUUUGGCAGAAGCUUUAGAGGUUCAAUCAGGCGAUUUUCCUCAGGGAAUUCUCAUUGAAGAACCAAAUGCUGUUUUCGAACCUCUGGAAGACGAAAUGCAAUCGGGUGUUGAUGAAUCCAUGAGUUCAGAACCCUUGGAUUCAGAACCCUUGGCUCCAGAUGACGUUAUUAAAGAAACAUUGCUUCCCGAGGAGCCCAAUCCAGUUGUAAAACCGAAGAGAAGCAAGAGGUCACUUCAAAAAUUACUUAACACGGAGGGAGUCGGGAAAAGAGAGGAAGUGAACGUUGAGACAAACGUUAAAACACAGUCAGCACCAGUAACUUCCGAAGCAAGAACGAAAAGAGUCAGCCCAAUUGGUAGAAAUACUGCUAGAAAGCAAGCGGCGAAGAGAAGAAAGAUCGAGCAGGAACCAAUUCGAUACGAGAGCACUGACACAGAGUACGAAGAAGACACAUGUCAAGCAAGUACCUCUAACGUGCUUCCAACUCGUAUAUCAUCCCGGCUUCAGCAAAAAAGAGCAAAGUUGCAGGAAGAGGAAGCAGCGGAGGUACAUGAGGAGUUUCCAUCUUUGAGUUCCACUGGAGAUUCCGUGUGA